AUGUCGAAGGCCGCGGCAAGCGAUCAGUAUCGCAAGACUUUUCGGCCACUCAGCGGUGAUAUGCAAGGCCCAGCGAUGAGUUUCAACUUCAAACGGGUGAGGCGGUGCUAUAGCUCUCUGCCAGCGGCUGUUCGCGCCUCAGAUGAUGGGGAUGGCCUCGAUCUGGCAACGCAAAACCAGUCUUGCACAAAAGGAAAAGAGAUAUCACAAAGCACGAAACCUGAAGAUCAGAUAGAUAUUCGAUUACCUUCGGAUGAGAAGGACCUGGUAGCGCAGCAAGCCCAAGCCAAACCAGAUUCUGCUACCGUUCCUGCAGUCCUAAAGUACUGGAGCCAUCGGCUGCAUAAAACCCCAAGCGGAAAGGACAUCAUCGUGCACUACUGCAAGUCCCUUGAGAAAAGCGAAGAGGUAGCGAAAUAUUUCCUCAAUGAUAAGGUCAUCGGGUUCGACAUGGAAUGGAAACCUCAGGCAACUAAGUCGGCCGGCAUUCGAAGCAAUGUCUCGCUGAUCCAGAUUGCAAACUCAGAGCGAAUCGCCCUCUUCCAAAUCGCUUUGUUCAAGCCCGCUAAAAAGGCAGAAGACUUUGUUGCGGCUUCGCUGCGCAAAAUUCUCGAAUCGCCCGAAAUCAUGAAAGUCGGAGUCACAAUAAAGGCAGAUUGUACGCGUCUCCGCAAGUACCUCGGGAUUGACACUCGCGGAACUCUCGAACUCAGCCAUCUGUAUAAGCUGGUCAAGUAUUCCGAGUCAAAUCCCAAGCUCAUCAACAAGAGACCCGUAAGUCUGAGCGACCAGGUUGAAGAGCAUUUUGGCAUGCCUUUAGAGAAGGACGGUAAUGUCCGCUGCAGCAAUUGGGCUACGGCUCUCAAUUACCGCCAAGUCCAGUAUGCUGCAACCGAUCCAUAUGCAUGCUUCCGCCUAUUCGAUACCAUGAAUACUAAGCGCAAGGCUUUGGAUCCAAUGCCUCCUCUACCUGAAUAUGCCGAGUUGGAUCUGCCAAUUCGUUUAGCGGAAGCCGUUCUGGUUGAAAACGAGAUAGAAGCCGAGAAUGACGCCAAAGUCGGGGCCGAUAAAGAGGUUAAGUCUGGCGCAGAUGACGCUCAAGAUGUUGAUACGGCAAUCGGUCUUGGAGCAGUUGUGAUCAAAUCCGAGCUAGUAUCUGUUACAUGCACCGCCUAA
Aspergillus clavatus NRRL 1 is the source of this 1176-nucleotide messenger RNA. Its product is annotated as 3'-5' exonuclease. NCBI's taxonomy places the organism in Eukaryota, Fungi, Ascomycota, Eurotiomycetes, Eurotiales, Aspergillaceae. Gene Ontology annotation, biological process: nucleobase-containing compound metabolic process. Gene Ontology annotation, cellular component: nucleus; cytoplasm. Bases 1 to 1176 code for a protein of 391 amino acids. The transcript is spliced from 2 exons. The record is from RefSeq and is a predicted model, not a curated record. Gene Ontology annotation, molecular function: nucleic acid binding; 3'-5' exonuclease activity.